Penicillium oxalicum is the source of this 396-nucleotide messenger RNA. RefSeq lists its product as uncharacterized. Lineage: Eukaryota; Fungi; Ascomycota; Eurotiomycetes; Eurotiales; Aspergillaceae. Bases 1 to 396 code for a protein of 131 amino acids. The record is from RefSeq and is a predicted model, not a curated record. The transcript has a single exon.
AUGCCCCCAAGCCAAUUAUUCUACAUUCUGGCCUUCCCUUCUAAUGGGAUCGGUCCCUGGUUCGUCUUUCCAAUAUCUGUCUUGCGACAGGGACUUUUGAUCAAUCCAAGGAGCCUAGUCCAUCCAUACGCUUCAUCUCACACUCUACAACUGUCGACCUCUGUCUCCGCCUCUCACAGGUACAAAACUUAUCCUCUCUUCUCCUCGCCGACAAACUACCAACUCUUUUAUUUUUCAUUGACCUUCCACGGCCACCGGGACCCUGUGCCGCCGGGACUUGUAACAUACAAUGACCGGCAGCGCUCUUGCGGAAGGGGGCAACAAAUGUUCGGUGACAUCAUCGCAUUCUUAUGCCUCCUGCAGGGGGAACCGCCACCCUUGUCUUGGCAAUCAUGA